Folsomia candida is the source of this 1515-nucleotide messenger RNA. RefSeq names its product nucleoporin Nup43 (gene Nup43). NCBI's taxonomy places the organism in Eukaryota, Metazoa, Arthropoda, Collembola, Entomobryomorpha, Isotomidae. The coding region runs from base 134 to 1372 and encodes 412 amino acids. Gene Ontology annotation, molecular function: protein binding. Gene Ontology annotation, cellular component: nuclear pore outer ring. The transcript has 6 exons. The record is from RefSeq and is a predicted model, not a curated record.
GGCACUCUUUUGCUAAACACAAGGUGACAUAAAGCGAGUUCAUCAGAAAUUCUGAUUCAGAAUUUUUUAUUUUCUAAACUUUGGACAAAUUUCCGAAAAAGUUUACAAAAAUAUCGUCAGGUUCAUAAACAUUAUGGCACUGAACAUGAGCCGCGCCAUGCUUCAAGCCGAGUUUGACUAUGAUCACAGCAAUGCUGAUCAUGUUUUCGAACACCGGACAAACUCGGGGCUAAGUUUUAAUAAUCGAGAAAACCCUGCGAUCAAGGUCCACAAACCAUUCACGGUCACAGUACAAACUGGGAACAAUUUGGGAAAAGUGCGAUGGUUGCAGGACAACGCUACUCAACUAAUUCCAGAUCCUCACGCCACGGAGCAUUUAAUUUCAACGACGUGCGGACAAUUGAAAAGUGAUAUCACCCUGUGGAAACUAUCAAUUGUUCAAGACGAGUAUGGAAAGUUUAAUAGUCAAGUGAAUAGUUUAUGCACGGUUGAAUCCCCAGCGGAUGUGACUGAUGUUGUGGCAGUGACUGAUGAAGUGUUUGCGGUGACCACGUCUCAAGGAUCUCUUUCUUUGUACAAAUGUCCACGGAAUGAAGAUGAUACUUUUAAUAGGAUUGAGCACACUUCGACAAAGCAUCUUCAUAAUCUUAGGUCGGGCUCGUUUGAAUGUCCUUGCCCUGCUCGCGCAGUAGCGACCAAUUUUUCAUCACUGGUUAGUGUUGGCGAGGAUGGAUCAAUACAUCAAAGUACAGCGACAACCAAUGAGAAUGUUAGGAGUUUGGACCAUGCCGAUCCACUCUCCAUUUAUUGCGUAGACUUUGUUAGUCGUUCAGAAAUCCUUACUGGGAAUGGGGGAGGUCAGCUAAAAAGAUGGGAUCUUAGAGAACCAGAAAAUAAACCUGUGCAAAUUCUAAAUCCAAACUUUGCGAUGAACAAUAUUUACGGAGUCAUCAGUUUAGCUGUUCAUCCUUCCCAGAAACAUUUAGUAAUUGCUGGUUAUCAAUCUGGGUGCAUGGAUUUAUAUGACCUUCGAGGAGGAUCGAGAUGUGACCCAAUUGCAAAUCUGGCAAGUAACGAAGGCUCAUUAAGCGAACUUUAUUUCCAUCAAAUAAAUCCGGAUCACUUCUUCUCGUGUUCUUCUUCUGGCCAAGUUUGCCAAUGGUAUCCUGGUCAUGGUUCUUUUAAUAUGCAAGCAGAUGGAUUGAUGUACACACCCGAUGUUAAUAUUGAAUUCCUUAAACGCGGACUUAUCUUCAAACAGUUAAAUACUUCUUUGUUUCCUGUUAACUCAAUGAAUGUGUCCAAGCAUGACAGAUUAAUUUCUGGUGGCGACAGCGGCGUUUUAUUCUGUACGGAGAUAAGUGCACAGUAAUAAAUACGUUUUUUACUAGAGAUAAAUUAACUAUAUUUAUCUGUAAGUUGUUGAUCACUUCUGGUUAUCAUAACAAGGUUCCCUGUAUAUAAUUAUCAUUUUUUGAUAUCAAAUAAAUCUGCAUAAGCAAUAGUCCCACAAAA